Sinocyclocheilus anshuiensis is the source of this 992-nucleotide messenger RNA. Its product is annotated as trypsin-3-like. Bases 157 to 909 code for a protein of 250 amino acids. NCBI's taxonomy places the organism in Eukaryota, Metazoa, Chordata, Actinopteri, Cypriniformes, Cyprinidae. The record is from RefSeq and is a predicted model, not a curated record. Gene Ontology annotation, molecular function: serine-type endopeptidase activity. Gene Ontology annotation, biological process: proteolysis. The transcript is spliced from 6 exons.
GAUAGAUGUACUGUUUGUUAUAUAAAGGACAACAGCAGGCCCGCAAAAACACUGGACAUGGAUAGGGUGUCAGUAUAAAGGGAGAGGAGUUCUGAAAUCAGCAGUUGGAGGUGAUUCAAGGCUUGGGAGGUGAGGAAUUAUCACUGUGCUGACAGAAUGGCUCAGUUAUUGUGGGUAUUUCUUGUGCUCGCUGUAACGGUCAGAGAUACAUUGCCACAAAGGAUCAUCGGGGGUCAAGAGGUCGUGCCUUACUCUGUCAAAUACCAGGCGUCUCUUCAGGUUGAGAGGAAGCAUUAUUGUGGUGGAACCCUCAUUCAGCCACAAUGGGUGUUGACUGCUGCCCACUGCUGGAGACCGGCCACCAUGAUUCAGGUAGUGCUGAGUGAGCACAGUCUUGCUGUAGAAGAGGGAUUUGAGCAAGUAUUUAACGUGUCCAGAAUCUACAGUCAUUUUGCCUACAAUCCAAAAACUUUUAACAAUGACAUCCUGCUCAUUAAGCUCAGUGUUCCAGCCCAGAUUAAUGCUUAUAUUCAACCGGCCACACUUCCAACCAUAGACAGCCCUGAUUUAAUUGGAGGAACCAGCUGCACUGUGAGCGGAUGGGGAGUGACGCGAAUAUACAGCUUCUAUCUGUCACCGAUUCUGCGUGCGGUGGAUGUGGCGAUCAUCAGCUCCUGCCAAUACUACUACUACUUCAGAGUCAACGACAACAUGAUCUGUGCGGGCUCUCGCUUUGGUGGAAAAGACGCCUGUCAGGGCGAUUCAGGCGGUCCUCUCAUUUGUGAUGGGAUUUUAGAAGGCAUUGUGUCAUGGGGAAUUGGCUGUGCUCUUCCGUACUAUCCUGGUGUCUACACAAAAGUGAGAAACUACAACCGAUGGAUUGACUGGAUCAUCAGCUCUGACAGCUAAAACACAGGUUUAACUGAAUGUGGGAAGGCUUUCCUUCAAUCUGAAUUAAGUAUGUAAUUUAACAAUAAAUCCUACUUCAAGUA